Molecule: messenger RNA, 240 nt
Organism: Stereum hirsutum FP-91666 SS1
Lineage: Eukaryota; Fungi; Basidiomycota; Agaricomycetes; Russulales; Stereaceae
Exons: 2
Cellular component (GO): NatC complex
Source: RefSeq, a predicted model, not a curated record
CCAUCGUCUCCCUCGCUCGCAGCCCUCCAAGCACUUCUCCGCUCUCUUCUCCGCAUAACCACAACCGACCAUCGCAUCUUCCUCGGCACCUUCGUAGGCACCGACAAAGACCUCAACAUCCUCCUCGUCAACACCGACGAGUUCCGCAUCUCCUCCACAACCAAACCUGAUCCUGCUGAUGGUCGCUAUGUCGGUCAAGUGAUGAUACCUUGGAAGAUGAUCAAACGCAUCGAGGCGGAG